AUAGCAAAACAACAACGAAACAGACACAAAAUCACAUUUAAAUUACGUAUACGCCGCUUAGCCGUAUAAACCCAACAAAUAACAGACAUCAUGGCAGCCGCAACAACAGCGAACAAAUCACCACAGCUACAACUGCAACAACGACAAGAACAGCAACAACAAGUUAGCAGACAGCAGCAUCUUCAUCUAGCAGCCAGCAGCAGCAGCAGCCGCUCCUCCUUCCCCUCUGCCGCCGCCGCCGCCACCCGCAACAUCUUUGCCUCCUGCAUGUCCAUCGCUUUUGUUGUCGUGUUCGCCGCUGUGCUGCUGGCAGGGAACUGUGUCAAUGGGCAAAUUGAUGGCUACAUUGCUGGCGAGGAUUAUCCAGCUUAUGAUGUGGUGCCCAAGGGUUUGGCCUUCAACUGCCAAGGACGUCAGCCAGGCUACUACGCGGAUACCGAGACAAGGUGUCAGGUAUGGCACUGGUGUCUGCACUCUGGCCAUCAAUACUCCUUCCUCUGUCCCAAUGGCACCGUCUUCAAUCAGGCUGUGCGAGUCUGCGACUGGUGGUCAAAUGUGAACUGCGAGAGCUCGGAGCAAUUGUAUCAGAAUAACGAUGAAUUGUAUCGCAUACCGGAGCGUAAUCAACAGCAGCAGCAGCAGGAUGAGGUAUGAUAUAAGGCUGAUGAUGAGUAUAAGAUUGGGACAGCGAAACGACAACGAGGUGGCAGACAGCGUCAGUUUGUGGCACAGCAAAACACAAGGAACAUCAGCAACAUCAGCAACAACAGCAGCAGGAGCAGCAACAAUAUAGAUAGCAACCAGCACAACAAUAAGAACAGCAACAGGAUCGUAGAUAGCACCGCAAAAAUUAACUACAAUAAAAUGACCAAAAAUAGUUUUAGAGGCAGCAUGAGAUACACAAGCAAUCCAUCUCAGUCGUCAUACUCAUCAUCACAGCAGCAACAGCAACAACAGCAACAGCAACAAUAUAAUUCUAGUAUAAAUAGCGAAUAUCAAAGUAGACAAAAUGGCAGCAGCAGUAGCAGUAAGCAAAGAAGUAGAAAUUAUAGUGGUAGAAAUAAAGGUAAUCGUUAUAGCAUAGGCAAUAUGCCCACUAGACAUAAAGAUCGCACCUCAAACACACAUCAACAACAACAUCACAGCAGCAACCACACCAACAACAACAACAACUACAACAGCAAACAUCGUGGCACUCAGCGCUAUAAUUUGAAUAAGUUUGAAAACGAUGAUGAGCUUAAGGAUUAUAAGAGCAAAAUCAAAAACAAAUACAACAUCGAUUAUGAUCAUUCUUUGGAUGAAGAAUAUGAAAUAAUUGACGCCAUUGAGUGAAUAGAAAUCAAUAAAGAACAUCUCAGAAAAAGGAUUGUAGUUGUUGUUUCGAGGCAAGAAAUGAAUUUACUGCAAGAAUUGCUUAUCAUUUGUAAAAUCCUCUCACCAGUUGGCACGUUUCCCAAUUUUAGUUUUGUAAAUAUGUAAUUUCCUUAAUCCAUUUAUGUACCUGCAACA
Molecule: messenger RNA, 1509 nt
Organism: Drosophila grimshawi
Lineage: Eukaryota; Metazoa; Arthropoda; Insecta; Diptera; Drosophilidae
Exons: 3
Coding region: 91-654 (187 amino acids)
Cellular component (GO): extracellular region
Molecular function (GO): chitin binding
Source: RefSeq, a predicted model, not a curated record